AUGCCAUUUGACUAUUUAUUACGUUCUUCAACUGAUAUUUCCCUCUGUGAGCAAUUUUCCUGUCUGAGUUCUCGGCUUCGCGCUGUUCCAGCCCUUUUCACUGUUGUUGAGGAAGCACAGCAACCAAUAAAAAUUUGUGACGAGCGUAACACUGUUCAAUACGUAAACAAAGCUUUCGAAAUGCUUACGGGUAGAAAUCGAGCUGUUUUGUUGGGGUCUGAUGGUUCCAAUGAAUUUGGGGGAGGAGCUCAAAGAAAUCAUCAUCAUAGAGAACAACAACUACUUCCCAAUCAUAUAGCAACAGCUACAAUAGCGGCGAGUGCCACAGCAGCAGUAGCCCCCUCCUCUAUAUCUUGGAGUACUUCACUUCCCCCUCCUUCCCUUCCUCCUCCCCCACAUCCCCCUCCUGUAAUGACGGUUACAGGAACACCUCCAAUAGCUAGAGCAGAAAGUAUUUGUGAGGAAAUUUUGGAAAGAAAUACAAAUAGUCCAACAUUUCCUUUAAACGCUACGCGAAGAAGAUCAUCAGAUUGGCAAUGUAUUGCUGUACCUACAAGUUCGAAAAGGUAUUCAAUGCAUUAUUAUUUAUUUUCAGCUGCUUUCUUUCGUAAUGAACGCAGUGAAAAAGGUGGACGUUCUUCUAAUGCUGCACUUGCAUUAAAUGCCUUAGCGAGUAUAUUCCACCGUUGUGAUGAAGAAACUCAAAUACAAUUACGAGAAGCAAUGCGUAUUCUUUCUUCUUCAGAACUUUAUACUCCAACAAUUACUCGUUUUAGAGAAAAUGAUAGAAUAGCUAGUGGAUAUUAUGAUGGAUUAAUUAGGUUACACCAUCCAACUCGCCAACGUAAACGUUCUGUUGUAGAAGCCUAUCGUGACCACCAACAACGUAGAGCAUCUAGCGGUAGUUGUAUUAGUGGAUUAACAACAUUAGGAGUCGGAGGGGGAGGAACUUCUUCUUUACAAGAACAAAAACAAAAUUUAAAACGUCUUCACAAAAACGGAGAAGAAGAAAAGGAAGAAGAGGAGGAGGAGGAAGAAGAAGGAACAAAUAAUUUAUUAGAAAAUAUAAUUUUUAAACAAAAAGGGAGGAGAGUGUCAGCAGAAAUAUUUAAAGUUUUGGAGAAAGAACAUUGCUGGGAUUUUGAUGUUAUUGAAUUAGAAAGAGUUACAGAUUCACAUCCUCUGGCUAAUUUAGGGUUUAAAGUUUUUGAAAGAUGGAGUGUUUGUGAAGCUUUACAUUGCUCUUCUGAUGUAUUACAUAAGUGGUUAACAAUAAUCGAAGCUAAUUACCAAUCUGGUAAUGCUUAUCACAAUGCUACACAUGCUGCGGAUGUAUUACAAGCAACUUCUUAUUUUCUUUCUUCUGAUCCAGUUGGUCAAUUAAUUCAAGAUAAUCAUGCAUUGGCAGCAUUAAUAGCAGCAACAGUUCAUGAUUUAGACCAUCCUGGGAGAGGGAAUGCUUUUUUAAUGAAUACUAGACAACGAUUAGCUAUUUUAUAUAAUGACCAUUCUAUUUUAGAAAAUCAUCACGUAGCAUUAGCCUUUCAAUUAACACUUUCUCAACCUGGAGUUAACAUUUUUGCCCAAAUGCCACGUGAUGAUUUUGUUCAAAUGCGUCAAUCAGUUAUUGAUAUGGUUUUGGCAACAGAUAUGAGUAGACAUUUUGAACAUUUGGCUAAAUUUCAACAAUUAAUGGCUAUAUUACCUGGAAAUGCUGAUGAAGAAGCAGAACAGGAAGAAGAGGAGGAUAGGGAUACAAAUUCGAUGAUUAUUUGUAGAAUGAUGGUUAAAUGUGCGGAUAUUGCCAAUCCAACACGAGAAUGGAGAUUAUGUCAUGAAUGGGCUUUACGUAUUGUACAAGAAUAUUUUGAUCAAACAGCAGAGGAAGUUGAAAGAAAAUUACCUGUUACAAUGAAAGGAUUUGAUAGAGAAACCUGUAAUGUUCCUUUGACACAGUGUACAUUUGUUGAUAUGUUUGCCAGAGAAACAUUUACUGGAUGGUGCGAAUUUGCUGCCUUACCUCACUUGUUAACCCGUUUAGAAGAAAAUUAUGAAAGAUGGAAAACACAAGCUUCUGAUUGGGAACCACAACGAAAUAACGAUAAUGCUAAUUUACUUGCUUUGAGAGAAAAGCAAUGGAGAAGGAUAAGUAAUGGAUAA
This is a messenger RNA of Meloidogyne enterolobii, 2160 nucleotides long. The record is from the annotation of a GenBank genome assembly. NCBI's taxonomy places the organism in Eukaryota, Metazoa, Nematoda, Chromadorea, Rhabditida, Meloidogynidae.